Molecule: messenger RNA, 1346 nt
Organism: Helianthus annuus (common sunflower)
Lineage: Eukaryota; Viridiplantae; Streptophyta; Magnoliopsida; Asterales; Asteraceae
Product: leucoanthocyanidin dioxygenase
Exons: 2
Coding region: 140-1207 (355 amino acids)
Source: RefSeq, a predicted model, not a curated record
UGAAUCUUUGAUCCGGGGGUUACACCACACCACAUGACCAACCCCCACCCAUCACCCUCCAUAAAACCGCAACCAAAUCACAUGAAAAACCACAACCAAAUCACAAAAAACCACAAACAAAAGCUACCCAAAAUAUAUCAUGGUGAUUUCAGCAAAUACAAGAGUCGAGAGCUUAGCCAAAAGUGGGAUUAAUCAAAUCCCAAAAGAAUACAUCCGAACACAAGAUGAACUCACAACCAUCACCGACAUCUUUCAAGAUGAAAACAACCAACAAUGCCCACAAGUUCCCACCAUCGACUUGAACGACAUCAACUCCGACGACCCGAAAGCACGUGAAAAGUGUCGUCAUGAGAUCGUUAAAGCGGCCACCGAGUGGGGUGUCAUGCACCUUGUCAACCAUGGGAUCUCUGGCGACUUGAUCAACCGUGUUAAGGCUGCAGGCGAGAGUUUUUUCGAUCAACCGGUUGAAGAGAAGGAGAAGUAUUCGAAUGAUAUUGCAUCAGGAAAGAUUCAAGGGUAUGGAAGUAAGUUGGCUAAUAACGCUUGUGGGCAGCUUGAAUGGGAAGAUUACUUCUUCCACCUUGUGUUCCCGGAGGAGAAACGUGAUUUGACCAAUUGGCCCUCAACACCUAAGGAUUACAUCCCUGCUACGACGGAGUACGCUAGACAACUAAGAGCACUUGCCACCAAGAUAUUUGUGGUGUUAUCUCUAGGAUUGGGACUGGAGGAGGGGAGGCUAGAAAAGGAGGUAGGAGGGAUGGAGGAGCAAAUUCUUCAACUAAAGAUCAACUAUUACCCAAAAUGCCCUCAGCCCGAGCUAGCUCUAGGUGUUGAAGCUCACACCGAUGUGAGUGCACUCACGUUCAUACUCCACAACAUGGUUCCUGGGCUCCAGCUCUUUUAUGAUGGACAAUGGGUGACAGCUAAAUGCGUACCAGACUCCAUCAUAAUGCACAUUGGUGACACUAUUGAAAUCCUUAGUAAUGGCAAGUACAAAAGUAUUCUCCAUAGAGGGCUUGUGAAUAAGGAGAAGGUUAGGAUUUCUUGGGCGGUUUUCUGCGAACCGCCAAAGGAGAAGAUCAUCCUGAAACCGUUACCUGAGACGGUUUCUGAGGAGGAGCCACCACUCUUUCCGCCACGAACCUUCCAUCAACAUAUGGAACAUAAGCUGUUUAGAAAGAACAAUGACACACUCAAUCCAAAAUGAUAAAGUAUAAAACAAACUUGUCCUGUUGUUUUGGUCAUUGCAAGUUAUUGCGUAUGUUUCUUUGGUUGUUGACGUCAAUACAUUUGACAUUACGAACUUUGUGAUAUGUUUACUCUUAUGGGUUAUGGUAUUUUAUCAA